CACCCUAACUAGGGUACUAAAUAGUGAGCACCGUGUGGAUUGGGACAUGUAUUCUGAGUGACUGCACUAAUUUGCUUACUUCACACUCAGUGGCUCCUUGGCUGUGCUCGUUCUGGGUGCGGAGGCUCACAGCAGUUAUAAUGGGAGCCAUCAUCUCCAGGUGGAAGGCAAAGCCUUCCACAGUGGAGCUUCUGGAGGACUUGGAUAAGGAAAUUAAGGAUAUUGAAGAGUUUCGUGCAAAAAACCAGCGUCUGCAGAAGAUAUGGGUGGGCGGGCUGCUGUUCUACUCCGCCACAUUGUAUCUGAUAACCUGUGUGAUUGUUUAUUACCUUUACCUGCCUGAUGAGUUGAGCGGCCGGCUAGUUACUGCGCUGCCUCUGAUCGCCUUCCCAGCACUGGUGUGGUUUGCCCGCAAGCUGCUUAUUUUUCUUUUCUCCAAGCGAACAGAAAGAAAUAAUGAAAAGUUAGAAGAUUUAAAAUCACAGAAAAGAAAAAAACUUGAGGAGGUGAUGGAAACGGAGACCUACAAAAAUGCUAAGUUAAUUCUAGAGCGCUUUGACCCUGAAUCCAAGAACAAAAUGGAAGGAGAAGCUACUCCAGUCCGACCCCAAAUGACUCCCAAACCAGGACAGGAGAUACGACAGCGCCAUGUUGCUAUGGCCACUCCAGGACCCAUGGCCACUCCAGGGCCUAUGAUUCGCCCCCUCACCCCAGGAGUCACACCCCUUCGGGCAGCUCCCGGUGGCCCACCUGAGACAACCAGUGGUGCAACAGCCUCCAGCCCAGCAGCAAGCAGCAGCACUGAGACCCCACCGCAAAUGAGAAGGAACCUUAGCCCCUAUUCACCUGUACCAGGAACAGGAAUGUACCCUCCGGGACCACCAAUGGCACGGCCCAUCCUUCCCCGAGAACGCAGUGCAGUGGACAGGGUAAUUGAAUACCUGGUUGGAGAUGGUCCUCAGAACAGAUAUGCUUUGGUCUGUCAGCAGUGUUUCUCUCAUAAUGGUAUGGCUUUGAAGGAAGAGUUUGAAUAUUUGGCCUUCCGCUGUGCAUACUGCUACUUUAUGAACCCAGCAAGAAAGACAAGACCCCAAGCACCCAGACUCCCAGAGUUCAACUUUGAGCGCAGACUUCGCUCUGAGUCGCCCGACUUGCACUCUUCAGCAGCUUCAGAAACGGCAGAGGACAGUAAUGUCCAAGAAGAGGAUGUGGAGCCAGCUGUCUCUGAUGAAAAACAGGAGCCAGAGUUUGAGGAUGCUGCAUCCACAAAUGAGGAAGAGACAGAUUUGCAAUCUCAUCAGAGCAGCCCUUCGCAAUCAGAGGAUUCUUAGGUGGAAAAUCAAGCAGGUGGAUGUUGACAUCAGAACACGUUUCAUGCAGUGCUUCCAUCUUUUUGCAGUUUGUUCAGAUGCUAUUUAAUUUGUCCUAAUUUAUAAUAUUGCCUAGUUUUUAUUCUGUUGAAUUGUAUUUGCACUAGUAUGUGUUUACAGUAGGGAUGCACCAUUUUUUCCAGUGCUGAAGUGUGCAAUGUGUCCUUCUGGAUGUAGUUACCUGCUCAACUACAUUUUAACUAGCAACCUUUUAGCUUUUCUUUUUUAAAUAUAUUAAUCUGGCUAAAAUGUAAAUUUAAGUGCAUAUAAGUGAUUUUCUGUUUGUGUCCCAAAUUGCAUAUUAUGGAACAAAUAAUAGGCAAGGAUACCACUGAUGAUGUACCACUUCAACAUGCAUCCUAUAUAUUUAGUACAGUAGUGUUUGGUUUGGGACACAGCCCAUGUUUCAGUCACCAUUCUUAUUUUGGAUUUUGCCUUUAGGUGUUGGUUUAACUUAGAAACUUGAAAAUUAGCUACUACUCAUCCUACCUAGCUUUAAGCCAGUUGUCUCCACAGGAAUCUCCACUUGGGUGUUCAGUUGAAGACUAUAUGGGGCUUUGGAAGACUUAAACAGCUGAGAAUCUUACAAUAAUGGAGCAAACUCUGUGUAGACCUUAGUUGCUGAGGACUGUGAAAGAUCACAGACAACCUACCUUAUUGUCAGAAUUAUUUCUUGUCUCUUAUUUAUUGCUACUUCAGCUUUUUAAGCCAGUAUUUGUCUUUAUUAUUAAAAUGGUGCAUUCUUAGUUUUCAGUAUUUUCAGCAUUUUUUUACAUAACAGCAAAACCACUUUAAGUUGAGCAUGUGGAAAAGCACAUUGUGUUCUGCCAUCUAUUGUAUGACGGUCUGCAUCAUAUGUAAUGCAGUCUAGCUAGCCAGUGGGAGCUAGUAUAGCAUUGAAUGUCAGAAUAUUAAUGAUUACUUAAACAAGCAUGUGUUUCAGUUACAUAUGAUACAAGCAGGGUCAUGAUCUGCAGUCUGGGUCACAUGGAAGUACUUACUUACUGCCUGUUGACAAAUGUCAGGUUGAGAAUAACAGAUUUAGGGUAUUAUAGUGUUUGUUCUGAAUUAUUAAGACUUAGGUUAGUAAUGGUAUGAUUUUAACAAACUUUUAAGGUAGAUUGAAGUUCUAUUUUGAUUUGGUGGUUGUUUUGAGGUAUUGUUAUUUUGUUUACAUUUUACGUUUGCAACAGUUUAAUGUUUAAUGUGUAAACUCAGCUCAAUAAAAUAUAGUGUCAAGCAUGAUAUGUUUUCAGUUAAAGCAAAUAGCAUUUAA
Molecule: messenger RNA, 2646 nt
Organism: Trichomycterus rosablanca
Lineage: Eukaryota; Metazoa; Chordata; Actinopteri; Siluriformes; Trichomycteridae
Gene: lnpkb
Product: lunapark, ER junction formation factor
Exons: 13
Coding region: 141-1331 (396 amino acids)
Biological process (GO): endoplasmic reticulum tubular network organization
Cellular component (GO): endoplasmic reticulum tubular network
Source: RefSeq, a predicted model, not a curated record